GUUGUCCUGCAUUUAUGACAUCAUUCAUUUCUCCGUAUUGUUAUAUUUACACAACAGCAUCACAUCAUUCUUCAUCAGCGCAAUAAACUGCUUUCAUCCAAUAAUGUAAUAAAAUAAUCCUCGUUUAGACGGAUCAAUCAGUCCCUUCGGAAGUGUAAUCCAAUACCUUAGACUUCGGAUGUUCAAGGUAAAGUGCGUGUGUCCCACUUUGCUAAAUAUAACCCCACCAUCAGUUCUAAGUGAGUGAGUGUGUACAGCGUCUUGUUAGUUUUUCAUGGUCAUAAUAUCGUACAUUAAAUAAGUAGUAAAAAUUCUUCAGAAAUAUUGCGUAUUUCAAAGUCGCAAGUUUUACUUAAUUUGUACAAAUUUUGCACGCAUUGUUCUUUAUGUGACUAGCUUACAUACUUUUAUUUCAUGUCCAUGAGUGAGUUUGUUGGUUCACAUUCCAUGCAUGGAAAGAAAUCAAUUUAGUUUAGUUACUAGUACAUUCUAUUUACAUAACUUAUGUACAUCACGUCGGUAAGUACUUAUGUAUGAAUUACGGAUUUUCAAACGUCCAAUUUCAACUCCUGAGUAUGACAAGGUUUAAAUUGAUUACACUUGAAAGAAGAUUGUAAAAUAUUCGUCAGGUUUAAAGUUUCCGAGCAAUUGAAAUUGUCAUCAUGGGAUCGAUAUUUAGUUAAAAAGGUAGGAAUCCCAUUAGUUUCUCAUGAAUUAUUCCAGACAUUUUAUCUUGCACAAUUUCCUUUGAAUGUCUACCAUAAUUCUUUUCUAUUUACUUGUGAAUUUAUUUCGACUCUGGAGUUUCUAUCGAGUGUAAAUUAAUUUUCAAUCAACUACAAAACUAUAUUGUUAAAAAAAUGAAAAACUGUACCCACACUUUAUUAUGGAAUUAAAUUUCUAAAAAUCUUAAAUUGCAGCACACUAACCGUGAAAGCACACAGGCAAAUAAGUAAAUACAAUAUGCAGUGUCACUUUCUUUAAUGGAAUGAAAAUUAACUGAAAAUACUGUGAAACUGUGAAAAAGUUCAAUGAAACUCAAUUUAAGUAUGACAUUGUCGAGAAUUGGGAAUUUUGAUAAGGAACACCAACUCUCACUGACUCUUAUGUUAUUGUAAAGAUAUGGAAGAAAACUUAACUUUAAGUAAUUGCCCUGAUCUCGAAUCUUUGGAUUUUCAACCACAUCAUCCCUGCUUCAACCUAUCUGACACUACAUCUUGCGAUGAAGAAUGGCCGUGUGAAAUUCGCAUUUUUUGGCUUCAAAUUCAUCCCUUUAUUGCAUUAACGAGAGCAUUUUUAUCUUACGGAAGCCUUGUUAUAAUUUUACUAGGCGUAAUUCUCAACAGUCUUUCAGCCUAUAUUUUUCUCUCCACUGGUCUCGCCAGAAAUGGAAGUGGCGUCUACUUAAUUGCAUUGGCUUUCUGCGAUACGGGAAAUUUGAUUGCGAAUAUUUUACUGGGCGUGUGGAGAGGAGCAAGUUAUGAAUUCAAUGGAUAUUUUAUGGAAAACGAAUGGCUAUGCAGAACUCAUGGCGUUUUCGUCGAGGUAUUUCAAACAAUUUCUGCCUGGAUCGUCGUGGCGUUCACCGUGGAACGCAGCCUCGCCGUGUGGUACCCAUUGCUAUUUCGACAGAGUAGGAAUCGAAGGGCUAAACUGGUGGUGGGUAGUCUUACCACGGUUUUUACCCUUUUCUGCCUCUCCAAAUUAUUUUUAACGGGUUUCGAAAAGGACAGCGUGUUCGGCUACAUUCCAUGUAAUUCGCGACGCUAUGUUUGGGAAGGAAUGGCAUAUGUUCGAGUUGCAUUUCAAACUUGGAUCCCCACCAUUAUCGUUUUCACGUUUAAUUGUCUCAUGUUUUGGAAACUUCGGAAAAUUAAAAUCAAUAGACAGCGACUUUCAGAGCAUACCAGAAACCUCCCCAAAAGGCCGGGACCCAGGCUGAAACAAAGUUUUAUAAAUAAACCCAGCCCCACCAACCCCAUGCUGAUAGCGGUCUCUCUUGCCUACCUCAUUCUAGUCUUCCCCUUGGGUGCCGUACAAACUGUGGAAUUAUACUGGAAUUUACAUGAAAAUGUUCCAAUUGCAGUGAUGGAGCCGCAAAAAUCUGCAUAUGUCCACUGGCUAAUGUACAAAAUUCUCUUGAAGCACAUCCGGUCAUUCUUCUUUGGGUUCUACCAAAUUAAUUUCGCCAUCAACUUUUUCCUCUAUUUUGCUGCCGGGGUCGAAUUUCGUCGUUACCUUCAAAAGAAGGUUAAGCGGAUGUGUGGUUUGACGAAGGCCUACUGUUGUUGUAGGGGAAUUGCAGGGAAUUUUAUCAAAUCCCGAGGAAAUACACCUGUACAAAGUUGUACUUCAAAUUGUUCCAACGCUACUAGCACGUCUACUUUGCCCUUACAUGUCUACCCUUCGCCCAGCACGCUUAUCCAGAUGGCCAAAGCCCCAAUUAGUGGAGUUAGUGACAAAGUUGGAACGUUCGAAAGCACCAUUUAGUUUUAGUUAUAUAAGUAGUUUGUUAGCCUGUGCGGCUCUUGCAAUAUGUACAAUUCAGUUAUAAUCUAAGGAUAAGCUAACCUAUGCAUACAUAUGUACGUACUUACAGAUUAUUAUAAAGUAUGUGUUAUCAUACAUAUCUAUCAUUAAUUGUUAUUCUUUACAUAUUUACACCAAACUUAAGCAUAAAAAAUGUGUUAAGUUUACGUUCAGUAUCUUCUACAUAUGUGCAUACAUACAUACAUAUCUAUCUACAUAGUUCCACUCCACAUUCCUAUUUAUUUAUGUACAUUUCUUGAUUGUAAUUUACAAUUUAUAAAUGACAAAUUGUAAAUAGAUAAGUACUUAUGUACAUACAUACAUACAGUUCUAUACUCAAAUAAAACCACCUAUUUAAUAAUAAUC
Folsomia candida is the source of this 2895-nucleotide messenger RNA. RefSeq lists its product as uncharacterized. The transcript has 8 exons. The coding region runs from base 1123 to 2490 and encodes 455 amino acids. Gene Ontology annotation, biological process: G protein-coupled receptor signaling pathway. Gene Ontology annotation, molecular function: G protein-coupled receptor activity. The record is from RefSeq and is a predicted model, not a curated record. NCBI's taxonomy places the organism in Eukaryota, Metazoa, Arthropoda, Collembola, Entomobryomorpha, Isotomidae. Gene Ontology annotation, cellular component: plasma membrane.